UCUACGCUAGAUGAGGGACGAUGUUUGCAAAUCAAGUGAUCUGAUGCACGGAAUCCGCUGUUUUCUGGCAAAUUCCUGACAAAAAACACGGGGCGAUUUGAGAAACCAGAAGCAGUAUUUAACGUUGGACCGGUAAUUCCUUGACCCUUGGAUCAACUGUUUAUGCGACAUUACCGUUGUCCAAAUAUAUUGCUGAAUAUACGAUCUCCACAGGCUCUGUUGUUUUUGCUCCGUAGGCCCCGAAGGUACAACAGUUAAACUGUGAAAAUGGGCGCUCUGUCUCAACUACUGUUUGUAUCACUUCUGGCACUCAAUGCUCAUGCACAAAGGCCCAGCGCCGACUUGGAGGAACUUGCAGGCAGGAAUACAGAGUUUGCCACUGCGUUAUACCGCAAGAUCGCUAGCUAUAGUGAUGACAACCUGGUCAUCUCUCCGUUGAGUGUAACCAUAGGCCUAGCUGCUCUGGCUGAAGGUGCUAGAAGUACCACAUCCAAGGCACUCCUAAGUGGCCUGGCCCUGGCGCCCAUGGAAAGGGACGGGCAGCCGGAGCGGAUACCUCAACUCCUGCAGCAGCUGAGGGAGACUGUGACCCAGACUCAAGCCACUGGCCUCUUCCUUGCUCAGCAGUUCCAGGUGGACCCUGAAUUCAGUGGCCAGGUUAAGAAGUACUAUGACGCAGAUGUGCGUAGCGUCGAUUUUGGAAAUGCACAGACGACCAAGGGGAUCAUUAAUGACUAUGUUCGGAGUGCCACAGGAGACAAAGUGAGGGACUUUGUGGAUUCCAUAGAUCCACAGAUCAAACUGGCACUCAUCAGUGCAGCCUACUUCAGAGGUCCAUGGAAGCUCCCAUUCAAUGCUUCCUUUACAAGUGACGAACGUUUCUACAUCGACAAGUACCACAUCGUCCAGGUGCCCAUGAUGUUCAGGUCAGACAAGUACUACCUGGCAUAUGACGCAAAAUUUAAGGUGGGCAUACUGAGACUUCCCUGUACAGAUGGCACUGCCAUGCUUGUACUGUACCCAGACGAGGAUGUAGAUUACACCUCCAUUGAUGAAGCAAUCACUGCUGAAGUAUUCGUUGGAUGGGUUGAAAAACUGAAGAAAACGAAACUAGAGGUACAGCUUCCCAAAUUUGUGCUAGAGCAGUCCUACUCCUUGAAGAGAAGCCUGGAGAGUAUAGGCAUCAAAGGAGUGUUUGAGAGCACUGCUGACCUCUCUGGUGUCAGUAAGAGCCAGGGCCUUCAACUGGCUGAGGUCCUGCACAAGGUGUCCAUCGAAGUGGAUGAAAGAGGGGCCUCGGGAGGUGCUGUGUUAGAAAAAAGCCCAAUAAUGGCCAGUCUUCCCCCUCGGCUAACCAUCAACCGACCCUUCCUCUUCCUCGUCUACCAUGAGGCCACCAAGGCCCUGCUGUAUAUGGGCCGUGUAACCGAUCCCACCAAGAAGUAGCCAUGUUUGCAUACACUUGCUAUCACACCUCACAUGGUGGUCUUUAACAUGGCAACAUCUCACUGGCCUGGAGACCCCACCUUGUAAGGUCUUAUGUUUUUAUUUCAAAAGAAAGAAAAGUAAACCAGAUCAAGGUCAUUUUUCCUUUUGAACCUAGUGUGUCAAAAUAAAGGACAAACUCUAAAACAGUGCAAUAGAGUGAUUAUGCAUUUUACAGUAAAAUCACAAAUUCAUUGUCAUAUGACGGGUGAUUUAGAAAUUUCAGUAAUGGGAAAAAAUCCUGAAAAAUUGUUAUGAACUACAUUUCCGUCCUUUACUGUGUAUACUGUGUUACUUACUAUGCUUAUGUUAAUGUAUAGUGACACAAGGUUGCCCAUCAAUGUAACAGUCCAUUGUGUAAUUUGAAAUAAAUAAAACUACUAAACUGGUUUUUGGCCUUAAAGCUA
Messenger RNA from Chanos chanos (milkfish), 1892 nucleotides. It is a transcript of the gene serpina10a, whose product is annotated as serpin peptidase inhibitor, clade A (alpha-1 antiproteinase, antitrypsin), member 10a. Gene Ontology annotation, molecular function: serine-type endopeptidase inhibitor activity. The record is from RefSeq and is a predicted model, not a curated record. The coding region runs from base 268 to 1446 and encodes 392 amino acids. Gene Ontology annotation, biological process: blood coagulation. The transcript is spliced from 6 exons. NCBI's taxonomy places the organism in Eukaryota, Metazoa, Chordata, Actinopteri, Gonorynchiformes, Chanidae.